UGCAUAUACUGUACAGGAUGCUACGUAAAGGGAAUGGUUUAUUUGAUAGUAGGUGACGCGUCGGCACUUGGUUUCAUAUAACUGCAUUUCUCAUAGUGUCGAGAGAGAGAAUUUAGGAGACUGUUUUUAGUAAUCUACAACCAAGCUUAUAAUAAAGAAAACAGCAUAGAUUGCGUUCUAAUAAUGCUGUAUGUUAUGUUGAAUUAUUUGGAUUUUCGGUAUUGAGUAGCAUAUUUCAUUAUUAUUUUUAACAAUGUAAACACCCUUGGGCCUUCUCAUGAAAUAAGAUAUUUUAGCAUAAAGGAUCAAAAGCGUCAAACCAGUUUCUCUUUAGGGCUUGCUGUCAGUUUCUCUCCUUGCACAAGUGGCUAUAUCCGUGUACAGAUAAAGAGAAAGGGUGAGCAUGCGCUGGAGGGGUUUUCGAAGAAUCAAGUAAAUAGAAUUGGAGCUGCUGGAACCACUAGUGGUGUGUCGUCGGUGACGUCACCGCUCUACAUUGAGCUCGAGCUGUGAGUUGUAGCGCGAGAUAGACAGAGGCGCGCGGUAGUAAAGUACACAACUGCAAUGAACUUCUCAGUGUAACUUGGCUGUUUUCAGGCUGCUUGGCUACAGGGAAAAUACAACAAAUAUUUUCAACGCCUUUUUUCUACAGAAUAAAUCGAAACGCACGGACAUUUGGAGAAUUUGGUAUCCACUUUUUCGAAAACGAUGUCGUCUGCGGCGGUUGCUGCUUCGAGGAGGCAGUCCUGUUAUUUGUGUGACUUGCCCCGCAUGCCAUGGGCGAUGAUCUGGGAUUUUACCGAACCCGUUUGCAGGGGAUGUGUCAACUAUGAGGGAGCAGACCGGAUUGAGUUUGUAAUUGAGACUGCCCGACAGCUGAAGAGGGCCCAUGGCUUCCAAGACGGGAGAUCUCCGGGGCCAGGCAAACCUCACCACUCCGGAAAGGAAAUUCAGUCCCACAACCAUUCGGCUGGAGACCCCGGCUCGCGUCCACCCCAGCCCCUGGAUCGUUAUCCCCUCUCCGACCGGCCACCAAGGCUGGGACCGGAGUAUCAACCCGGGAGGCAAGCUAACGGCAUCCCUGUGCCAAAUGGAUUUCCAAAACCAGACGACCCACCGGAGCUGAACCGCCAGAGCCCCAACCCGCGCAGGACUAGCACGGUUCCUCCCAAUUUGGUGCCUUUGGUUAACGGUAGCAUGGGUCCUGUACACGCGCUCAAUGGUCGGCCCGCUCCAAUGGGUAUGCCUGGUGCGUUGAAUGCGCCUGGUCAAGGCGAGCACGGCAAGCGUGGGGAGGAUAUGAAAGACAAGCACAGACCGGAUAGCAUGUCGGACAUGUCGGAGAGCCACAAGCGGGCGGAGGAAUGGAUGGGAAAAGGGAGCAAAACAGUGAGGGAUUUGAUGGCUCUUCACCCAUUCGACAACAGGUUCAAGAAAGACCAUGCGGCGAUGCAGCGCGGUAUGGGAUAUGAGACAAGUGCAACUUCCUCAAAACCAGAACGAGGCAAACACCCCCGGAGUAUGAAGAGGAAGGCCUCCCCUGAGCCUGAUGGCGAAGGCUCAGCCCCCAAGAUGAACGGUGGGGAGGGCCAGCCUUGGCUGACGUCGCCCUCCGAGGUCCUCAAGAUGCCCCCGGCCUCCCUCCCCGGCUUCUCUGCGGCACCGCCCUCCACCAUCUCCCCCCACAGUCGCACCACACCGCCUGAGGCAGCCACGGCCCAAAAUGGCCAGUCGCCAAUGGCGGCGCUCAUCCUUGCUGCGGACAACGCCGGUAACACAGGCUCGCCCAAGGACGGCAACCAGGUGCACUCCACCACGGCGGCGGGGCGACGCAACAGCGGGAGCCCCCUGUCCCCGUCCUCGGCAGGCCAGCGGCGGCUGACGCAGAGGGAGGUCGUGGCCACGGCCCACGCGCAGAGCAUGGACCUACACGGCGCACCGCCACAGAGCAUUCCGGACUCGUCUGUGCCGGGCAGCGUGCCCCUUUGCUGCACCCUGUGCCACGAGCGACUGGAGGACACACACUUUGUCCAGUGCCCGUCGGUGCCCUCGCACAAGUUCUGCUUCCCCUGCUCCCGGGAAAGUAUCAAACAGCAGGGGGCCACAGGAGAAGUGUAUUGCCCCAGCGGAGAGAAAUGCCCAUUGGUGGGCUCCAACGUACCGUGGGCCUUCAUGCAGGGUGAAAUAGCCACCAUCUUGGCAGGGGACGUGAAAGUAAAAAAGGAGAGAGACCCUUGAUUUUUUAUUUUAUUUUACCAGCGCCCCCCCUCCCCCCGCCCCUUUCUUUUUAAACCACCGCCACAACAACAAUAACAAACCAGCCAACAAACAAAAAACAACAAGCGUCCCAUGACUAAUUAAUAUAAACCAUCACACCAUGCAUACCAUCCAAAAGAAAUCGACGGACAUGUACAUAUUGGACACAAAGGAAGUUGUAUACUUCGUAAAAAAUGGCUGUAAACGUUUUUUUUUUGUUUAUUUUGUUUUUCAAUACAUUAUGUUUCUAUAUUUUUUUUGAAGAUAAAGGUAUGUAUGUACUCAACAUAACAGACUACCCCCCCCCCCCUCCCCGUUUUUCAAUGUCCUAUCGAUGUACUUUUAGGUCUGGUGGCAGUCCCUGUUAAGCAUAGAAUGUGACUUACUAAUACGACUCGACGAGCACUUGGCAAAACAGAAAUGCUUCUAGCUGUACUUGUAUGCACUUGUUUAAAAAAACUUGCCAAAUACAAUUUCUGACCUUGUAAUAAUAA
Molecule: messenger RNA, 2750 nt
Organism: Esox lucius (northern pike)
Lineage: Eukaryota; Metazoa; Chordata; Actinopteri; Esociformes; Esocidae
Gene: irf2bp2b
Product: interferon regulatory factor 2 binding protein 2b
Exons: 2
Coding region: 709-2238 (509 amino acids)
Biological process (GO): regulation of transcription by RNA polymerase II
Cellular component (GO): nucleus
Molecular function (GO): transcription corepressor activity
Source: RefSeq, a predicted model, not a curated record